AUGGGGAAAUCUUCAGUUUACAAUGCCUCAAAGCAACAAUAUCCCCCAACUUUCAAACUGUUUUUCUUCUUCUUGCCCAUAAGCUUAGCCAUCACUAGUUUUCUUCUCAUUUUCAUUUACAUUUACACCACUUCAAAGCUCUCCACCGAUCCCCAAUCCAGCCCUUUCUUAGAACCUGCGACGAAUUAUUCUUUAUUUGAUCUGCUAAUCCCGGGUUCGACUGAUUAUGAGACGAUUCAGUUUUCGAUCGACAAUACAGCUGAAGAUUUGUUCUUUGAUCUGCCCAGAACUUCAAGUUAUGCGAAGCAGAAUCAAUGGUCCCUUGGAGAUCUCUUUGGCUUUACUGGAAACACUCUGAAUAACACAGAGAUCUAUCAUGAUAUAGAUGUAUUUCUUGAAGAUUACAAGGAAAUGAAUAAGAGCUUUAAGAUAUUUGUUUAUCCCCAUAAACCUGAUGAUCCCUUUGCAAAUGUGCUAUUGCCUGAGGAUUAUAAUCCUGAAGGUCCCUAUACCAGUGAACUUUACUUCAAAAAAGCUCUUUUCAACAGCCAUUUCAUCACCAAAGAUCCCAAUGAAGCUCAUCUUUUCUACAUGCCUUUUUCCAUUCUUCAUCUGCGCCACGAUCCGAGAAUCGGCCCCGAAAAACUCCAAGAUUUCGUCAAAGAUUACAUCUUCAACAUCAGUCAUAAGUACCCUUUUUGGAACCGAACCGGCGGAGCCGAUCAUUUCUACACCGCGUGCCAUUCGAUCAGCGAGAUCGCGAUGGAUAAAACCGUCGAAGCUAAAGAAAACUCCAUUCAACUCGUUUGUACGUCGACGUAUUUUGUGACGGGCUAUUUCCCUCACAAAGAUGUCUCAUUGCCUCAAAUUUGGGUUAAAAAGCAUGACCCCGGAACACUUGUUUCAUCCAAAAGGAACCGACUAGCUUUCUUUGCAGGGCGAGUGAAUUCCCCUGUAAGAGCAGCUCUAUUUAAGCACUGGGUCAACGACACCGAAAUAUUCGCACAUUUCGGUGGACUCGAGACCAAUGACGGCAAAGAACAACUCCGUAGCAAGUUCUGUCUACACGUCAAAGGGUUCGAAAUAAACACGGCGAGAGUGACCGACGCAUUGCACUACGGGUGCGUCCCGGUGAUACUUGCUAACCAUCAUGAUCUCCCUUUCACUGAUAUACUCAAUUGGAAAAGCUUCUCGGUUGUAGUGCAUUACAUGGAUGUGCCAGUGUUGAGAAAAAUACUACAAGGGAUAAGCUUUGAAGAGCUUUCAUGGCUACAAAGCAAUGUGAUGAAAGUGAGGAAACAUUUCGAAUGGAAUGUUCCAGCAGUUGAUUAUGAUGCCUUUUAUAUGACCAUGUAUGAAUUGUGGCUCAGAAAAAGUUCAGUCAGGGUUUGAUUAAGUGCUUCCAGGGAAUUUAUAUGA
Messenger RNA from Gossypium raimondii (Peruvian cotton), 1419 nucleotides. RefSeq names its product probable glycosyltransferase At5g25310. The transcript is spliced from 3 exons. The record is from RefSeq and is a predicted model, not a curated record. Gene Ontology annotation, molecular function: glycosyltransferase activity. NCBI's taxonomy places the organism in Eukaryota, Viridiplantae, Streptophyta, Magnoliopsida, Malvales, Malvaceae.